Messenger RNA from Ceraceosorus guamensis, 664 nucleotides. RefSeq lists its product as hypothetical. The transcript has 2 exons. The record is from RefSeq and is a predicted model, not a curated record. Bases 57 to 530 code for a protein of 157 amino acids. Lineage: Eukaryota; Fungi; Basidiomycota; Exobasidiomycetes; Ceraceosorales; Ceraceosoraceae.
UGGAGGAGUCGACUGAAACGAUACGAACACCCCUAUACACCAAACGCAUUUAGACCAUGCGAGAGGACGCUAAUGACAUCGACCAUUUGGCGGGCAGAGGGGACGCGCCCUAUCAACUUUGCAAGUACAAAGGAUGUCAAGAUGCGCGUGAUCCGAACGGCACAGAUUGUCGCCGCGCACGUCUGGAUUUAGUCUUUCGUUUCGAGCUGGGUGCCUCAAUUGGUCUGGUGAAUGCUCCAUCCCUUUCCGAGGCGCUCGAGGACCUCUGGUACAUGCGUCUUGGUGACGACGUGCGCGGCGAUAUCGCCCGCAUUCUUGGGGUCGAUUUGGCUAGUGUGAAGGGCAUAGCGCAGAAGAAACACGCAUUGACCCACACCGUACGUCUUCGAUUCGUCUUUCAUGACGCGAAAGUAGUUGUUGAAAGCCAAAUCUUUGUCUUGAAGGACGAGCGAGCAAGCACCUUGCCACCACGCUUUGGCGUCUGCGCGGCGACCUGCGGGAUAUUCAAUCCCUGCAAGGUAGAAGGGUGAUGCUGUCAGCGUCAAAUCGCACCUCGUUGCACGCGCACCGGGUCGCGACACUCACUGAAUAGGCGUCUGUUCGGCAUUUGUGCCUGGACGUAGGUGGCCAUCGCGAAGGCAAUCACCAGCGAAAGGAUGGGAGC